AUGUUUAUAUUAAACAGUUUUCUUUUCUUCACUCUCUUUCUCUUUAUUUCCUUCUCCCCUUUAUUAGCGGCGCACCAUUCCGCUAUUCCCGAUAAGGCGCACCAUUCCGCUAUUCCCGAUAAGGAGCAACGUUCCUCUAUUCCCGAUGAGGGGCGCCAUUCCUUUAUUCCCGAUGAGGAGCGCCAUUCCUCUAUUCCCGAUAAGGAGCAACGCUCCUCUGUUCCCGAUAAGGGGCACCAUUCCUCUGUUCCCGAUAAGGCGUAUCAUUUCUCUAUUCCCGAUAAGGAGCAACGCUCCUCUGUUCCCGAUAAGGGGCACCAUUCCUCUGUUCCCGAUAAGGCGUAUCAUUUCUCUAUUCCCGAUAAGGUGCAAUGUUCCUCUAUUCCCGAUAAGGAUAAGGUACAAUGUUCCUCUAUUCCCGAUAAGGGGCACCAUUCCGCUAUUCCAGAUAAGAGGCAACGUUCCUCUAUUCCCGAUAAGAUGUACCAUUCCUCUAUUCCCGAUAAGGGCAACGUUCGUCUAUUCUCAAUAAGGCCGUACCAUUCUUCUAUUCCUGAUAAAGGGCACCAUCCCUCUAUUCCUGAUAAGGGGCAAUGUUCCUCUAUUCCUGAUAAGGGGCACAAAUUUUUUUUUCACGAUAAAGGCCACCGUUCCUCUAUUCCCGAUAAGGAGCAACAUUCCUCUAUUUCCAAUAAGGCGUAUCAUUCGUCUAUUCCCGAUAAGAGGCAAUGUUCCUCUAUUCCCGAUAAGGGGCAACGUUCCUCUAUUCCUGAUAAGAACUACCAUUCCUCAUUUCCCGAUAGCAAUAAAAACAACAGUAAAUUUUAA
This is a messenger RNA of Acanthosepion pharaonis, 828 nucleotides long. The record is from the annotation of a GenBank genome assembly. Lineage: Eukaryota; Metazoa; Mollusca; Cephalopoda; Sepiida; Sepiidae.